Molecule: messenger RNA, 1416 nt
Organism: Zasmidium cellare ATCC 36951
Lineage: Eukaryota; Fungi; Ascomycota; Dothideomycetes; Mycosphaerellales; Mycosphaerellaceae
Exons: 5
Coding region: 1-1416 (471 amino acids)
Biological process (GO): transmembrane transport
Cellular component (GO): membrane
Molecular function (GO): transmembrane transporter activity
Source: RefSeq, a predicted model, not a curated record
AUGGCCAUCGAGAGAUCAAAUGCUGGCUCGUCAACCAUGACAAUGGAGCCCAUCGAGCUGCAACCGGUCCGCCUGAGGACUGAUAUCGACACCUCUUCUAAGAGACCUUCCAUCGGCGGAAGGAGUCUAGGUUCGAGAAAAACUGAUGACUCCUCUGACGACCGCAACGAAACUCUCCCCUCGCCGACGACAGCUUCUGAGCGACCCGAAACAUGGAACUUCCCAAGGAGGAACAUCUACAAGCUGGCGGCGGCGUUCUGGGCUUUCGUGAUCAUGGGUAUGAACGAUGCGACUUACGGAGCCAUCAUUCCCUACCUCCAGGGUUACUACCAUCUGGAAUAUGCUGUGGUAUCUCUCGUUUUCCUCUCGCCUUUCGUGGGCUACAAUCUCAGCGCAAUCCUCAACAACGCGAUUCACCUGAAAUUUGGCCAGCGCGGAGUUGCAUUCCUCGGACCUCUUUGCCAUCUCCUCGCAUACAUCAUCAAUGCCGUUCAUCCACCGUACCCCGUUCUGGUUGUAUCUUUCAUCAUUGCCGGCUUCGGUAACGGGCUGCUGGAUGCUGGAUGGAAUGCCUGGCUGGGUGACAUGGCGAACGCAAAUGAGGUCCUGGGCUGCCUACAUGCUUUCUACGGUCUCGGUGCAACAAUCGCGCCGUUGAUCGCGACGACGAUGAUAACCAAGGCCAAUCUGCCAUGGUACUACUGGUACUACUGCAUGGUCGGAUUCGCAGGCCUUGAAUUGGCACUGUCUCCCCAUGCAUUUUGGAAAGAGACUGGAGCAAAAUUUCGUGAAGCCAACGCCCGUACGUCUAAUGAGGGCGGAUCCAGACUGAAAGAAGCAACUCUCAAGAAGCCAGCCGCCCGCGUGACUUGGUUGUGUGCUCUCUUUCUACUGGGAUACGUGGGCGUGGAGGUCGCUUUGGGUGGAUGGAUCGUGGAGUUCAUGAUUCGGAUCAGACAUGCUGCCAACUUCGCGAGUGGCAUGUCCGCCACCGGUUUCUGGCUUGGUAUGACAGUUGGCAGAGUAGUGCUCGGCUUUGUCACACCAAAGAUAGGAGAGAAGCUUGCCAUUAUGAUCUAUCUACCGCUUGCCAUGGCUCUCGAACUACUCUUCUGGCUAGUCCCUCACUUUUACGUGUCCGCCGUCGCAGUAGCCUUCCAAGGCUUCUUCCUCGGACCACUCUUUCCUGCAGCUGUAGUAGCUUGCACAAAGCUUCUCCCAAAACACCUCCAUGUAUCAAGCAUAGGGUUCGCGGCUGCAUUCGGCGGCAGUGGAGGUGCCCUAUUCCCGUAUGCUGUGGGAGCGAUUGCUCAGGCCAAAGGAGUGCAGGUCCUUCAGCCAAUUGUCUUGGCGCUCAUGGCUGUGAUUUGGCUCCUCUGGCUAAUGCUGCCGAGGAUGAACAAGAAGAGGGAGUGA